Messenger RNA from Anastrepha obliqua, 2266 nucleotides. It is a transcript of the gene ninaG, whose product is annotated as neither inactivation nor afterpotential protein G. Gene Ontology annotation, molecular function: flavin adenine dinucleotide binding; oxidoreductase activity, acting on CH-OH group of donors. The record is from RefSeq and is a predicted model, not a curated record. Bases 67 to 1863 code for a protein of 598 amino acids. NCBI's taxonomy places the organism in Eukaryota, Metazoa, Arthropoda, Insecta, Diptera, Tephritidae. The transcript has 6 exons.
GUACACUUUGUUUUAGUUACAAAAACGUAAUUGUUGUGAAUAGUGAAAUUUUAUAACGAACUUGAAAUGCAUUUCCAGCAAAUAUUGUUUGUUGGUGCUAUUAUCAUCGCUUUAUUGGCCUUUUUGUGGUUUGUAUUUGUGCCGUUGUUUGGCGAUACUACACCGAAUGAGCUCAGCCCGCAAGCGGACUACGUUUUCGACUACGUAGUGGUUGGUGCAGGAACAGCUGGUUCAGUGGUAGCGUCUCUGCUCUCCAAGCACAGUCCGACAUCGUCGGUGCUGUUGAUUGAAGCGGGCGAUACAUUUGGUUUGUUAAGCAAAAUUCCUUUAUUGGCUACCUUCCAGCAGAAAGGUCUCAACGAUUGGGGAUUUUUAUCCGAGCCGCAAAGGUAUUCUUCGCGUGGACUCGAAGAACAGCGUCAAUAUUUGCCGCGUGGUAAAGGUCUUGGUGGUUCUGCUCUGCUCAAUUAUAUGUUGCAUUUUGAUGGAGAGCCGCGUGAUUUUGAAAAUUGGGCCAACCGACAUAACUUAACCGAUUGGCGUUGGAAGGACAUUCGGCCGUUUCUUACUGCGGUGCGCACACAAACCCAUUCGUUACUGGAAAUACCGCCUGAUUAUUCGAAAGUAACAGAGGCGUUUCACAAACUUAAAAAGGAGUUUUCGAAGAAAACUUGGCGAUUUCGUCGUGCCCGCUAUACGAUUAAGAAUGGACUCCGCUACAAUGUUUACCAUCAGUUUUUGCAACCUGCUCUGAAACGACGCAACCUGCAUACGCUCACCAAUGCCUAUUUGAAGCGUUUGAACCUCGAAUAUAUCGACGAUGAAAGCAAUGAGGUGCGAUCUAUUUUAGUAGGCGUGAUGGAUAAGAAAAAUCACGAAGAAUACGUUUUCAGUAUAGAUGUGCGCUGUGAGGUGAUACUUUGCGCAGGCGCGUACCAAUCGCCGCAAAUACUACUCGCUUCUGGCAUCGGCGAUGGGUAUCUCUUCGAGGAUUUAGAUGUAGCACAACAGCUCCAACUGCCAUUGGUGGGCGAAAACCUACAUGACCAUCUUAAUCUGCCACUCUUCGUCUCCAUUGACAGUGUUGGCCCGACAUUAAAUCAGCGCUCACUGCUGAAUCCUAUACAAAUUUUGAAUUACUUGAUCAAUGGCUAUGGUCAUUUGGGAAAUUUCGGUGUUUUGGGUCACAUUGACUCCAGUUAUGAGGAUAGUUUUGGCUUGACUUUCUUCGGCGUCGGCGCAGUGGACGAACGCGCUUUAAUGACGAUUUCCAACUUUAAACAGGAGUAUUUUCGUGCGCUCUUUCCGCGCUAUCACAACACCUCGCAAGAGGGCUUCGUGCUAAUAUCGACAUGCCUUCAGCCAAAAUCUCGUGGCACUGUCACUAUUGGUGUGGCCAACACGCGUUGGAAACCGAUCAUCGAUCCGAAUUAUUUGCGUGAAGCUGGCGAUAUCGAUUGUACAAUACGGGCGAUACGUGCCGCUGUUGAGGUAGUCACAUCCGAAAGCUUUGCUGCACUGCGUCCACGCAUACAUUGGCCGAAAAUUAGCGAAUGCAAGAAAUAUGGGCCGACGGAGCAGGAUUUUGUUGCAAAUAUGCCCGGUGAUCGGUAUUUGGAGUGUGUGAUAAGACACGUGGGGCUGGGCUCACAUCAUCCGGGCGGGACGUGUGUCAUGGGCACUGCCGCGAAUAAUAGUGUUGUAAAUUCUGAGUUCAAGGUGCAUGGCGUCGGAAAUCUGCGCAUAAUAGAUGCAAGUGUGCUACCGACACCCAUAUCUGGCAAUCCCAACUCGGUAAUCAUUGGCAUGGCGAUUCGUGGCGCUACGAUGGUUUUGCAGAGGGAAAAAAUUAAAAAGAAAUAAAUUAUUUCAGGAGCGAAGAAUAAUAAAAGUAAAUAAUAAUGAGAAUUAAGGGGUUAUAUGUAUACAGUUAGAAUGCCGGAAAAGCGAAUUUUCCAGAAUUUUUUCUGAGUAAACUUUUAAAUUUUUUGAUCUAAAAAUUUGUACAUUAUCUUUUAGCUGUAUUUUAAGCUUAGUAUUAGUAAAAAUAUUUAUUUGGAAGGGAGCUACAGCUGAUCUCCUGGAGCUCCUCUCUUAAAAGACGUUUUGCGUUGAUCACUAUAUCUCUGAACUGGAUCCUCUGAAAUUGAAAAACCAAACAGAUUUCGUUAAAGUAAUGUUAAAUCUAGUAAUUAAUCGAAGGAAUAAGCAAAAUCAAUUUUUUUGACGAAAUGGUUGUUUCUAAAACAAAAAAAACAAAAAAAAA